Messenger RNA from Coccidioides immitis RS, 2287 nucleotides. RefSeq lists its product as uncharacterized. The transcript has a single exon. Bases 569 to 2287 code for a protein of 572 amino acids. Lineage: Eukaryota; Fungi; Ascomycota; Eurotiomycetes; Onygenales; Onygenaceae. The record is from RefSeq and is a predicted model, not a curated record.
CCUCAACGGCUGCUGUUCUUGCAAAUAUAUCCCGUUUCAAGGCCGGUGUGGGCUGCUGCGGCUGCCUAACCCCGUCUGCCCUCGCUCUCCACCUUUCUUCACCAUCUCCAUCCACCACUGCAUAGGUCCCUUGAGCUUUCGUCCGUUUCGCUCUCACUUAACCGGCUAUUCCGACUGCAUGAUCGCCGAGCGCGUCCUUUUUUAAUUCUUUUGUCGUGGUCGGCGAACAUCAUUGUGAGCGGCUUGUUAAGAGUCCGCUGCUGGUUUCGAGGCUGUUUCCUUCUGUGUCCGACAUUUUCUCGAGUUUAGUUCGACGUGGUUUUUUCCGUGUACAUCCAUCGGUUGUUGAUCUUCGUCCGUUGGGUUAUAUUUUUAAGUCUUCUCUUUUCCUUCUUUCUUUUUCUUUUUCUUUUCCUCUGCGCUUUUUUGCACGCCGAAGGAAUCGCCCUAUAUUCAUUUCCCUCCUACCCCUCACUUUGCCAUUUAUGUAAACUGAGCGGGCCUUUCUGUCAGGCUAGCUUGGAAUCUAUAUGCGGAAUAUUGUCCUAUCCAAUUAUAGCAUCUAGUCAUGAUGCCCCUUUCCAACUCGGUGGAAGACUCGACGAAAACGGAAGAUAAAGAUCAGCAUAUUGCUGCUCAAUCUGCUGAUGGCUCGCUGCAGAGUGCGUUCGACCAGCAUGAUGAGAUACAGACUUUCAGGCAUGCCAGCAACAAAGAAGUCCCGUUAUCAUGUGGUCUGGAAGACCCCUUUCAUGCGAGUCUAUCUUCGAUAAUGAAGGGCGGCGAGCUUUCAUCCCAGCAUUGGAGCCCUCAUCUUUCACCAUUUCACACGUCGGAAACGCUCUGCUCUGAGGCAACGCAGGCCUUUGACAACGUGAGCAGACUUUCCACAGUCGAUGAAUUUACGUUCGAUUCGGGGUUGCUAUUUAGAGGGCGAAAGGAAACAGAUUCGAGGUCUGCUUCGACGCUCCGCCAGCGACCGACAUACAAGUACGGAGACCUGUCUGCAACGGACCUCUCGAACCAUAAAUCGAAUGAUUAUGUCGGUUCAAUUCGAAAACAGGGCUCUCCUUUUGAAUUGACGAUUUCACCGCGUUCUAGCUGCACAAUGGCAUAUCAAGAGGCCUGGCACGGCCGUUUUCCGAGCUGUGGGCAACCUGCUGGCGAACGCAUUUCAAUCUCACCGAUGCCACAGACCGCCAUUCAACGCGAUUACAUAACUCCCGCUGUUAACACACGUCGUGCUUCGGAGCAAAGCGCGUCACCAACACAGUAUGGAUCGAAUAUGGUUUCUCCGACGCAGCAUUCGACAAUGCCCGCGCCCUGCACUGCAUCUUUCCCGCGGUGCCUCGAACAUACAACACCUUCACCGAUAGCUCUACCAUCCAGCCAGACCGCUCCCAUGCAUCUCCUACGCUCUCAAUCGGAAGGUUCGGUUUAUCAACCCUGGAAUUCCCAGCUUCUUGAUACUUCUCUAUAUCAGUACUCUCAUCAUGAGCAUCAACCUUCAGAUGCGCAAACCUGGUGGGGCCCGUCGUCACUGCCGAAUAGAGGCCUACAGCCCUAUUCCCACAGUGGCUAUGCUCCGAUGUUGAUGGCACCGGCUCCCCAACGGCCACAACAUAAUCGCACCGACCACACCGCUGUUCCGGUGCAUGAUGCCGAUUUGAGCCUCCACGUCACCCAACACACUGAACUUCCGCAUGUUACGGAACCAAGUCUUACGGUACCACCUCUCUCAUGUCCAGAGCCUCCAGCAGGCCCGCAAUAUCCACUCGAACUCGCCCCCGAAUCUCUGCAGCGGCCGCCGUCAUUUGGAUCGUCGCAUAAUUCCGCAUCGCCAUCCCACGCGUCUUCGGUCUCUCCUGGGUCAACAGUUCCGCCAAUGACGCCUGCCCGAGUCACUCCGAUUGGAGCCAGCCACCGCUCGCCAAAGUCCCGACAGCAAAUCACAAAUCAUCAACGACGUACGAACCCGCGCAAAGCAUCCAGUUUUCCAGGUACCUCGACCUCAAAAAUUACCAGAACAAUGCCAGUCCACAACACAACUCCCCACUGCAGUUCAACGAUGGGGAAUAGAAACCCCGUCACCGUUUCCUUCGUUAAUUUUACACCUGAAGAUAGCCAGAAACUACUUACAGGCGUUGCACCGAGCGGCAGCUCGAAGACCAAAGCCAGACGCGAGCAAGAAGCAAGGGAGAAGCGAAGGAAGCUCUCAGAAGCGGCAUUGCUGGCCGUUCGAAAGGCAGGAGGCGACGUCGAGGCGUUGGAGGCUGUACUUUGUUAA